ACCGGACGUCCCUCAUUCUCGUCGACAACCGCCAUCAUGUCUCACCUCAACAAGAUCGCCCCCAACUCGCCUUCGCGCCAGAACCCCUCGGAGAUCGAGACCAGCAUUGCCAAUGCUCUCUACGAGCUCGAGAACAACAUCCAGGACAUGCGCGCCUCCCUGCGCCCCCUGCAGUUCGUCUCUGCCCGCGAGGUUGGACACGGCAGAAAGGCCAUUGUCAUCUUCGUCCCCGUUCCCCAGCUCCAGGGCUUCCACAAGGUCCAGCAGCGCCCUCCAAGUCCUCAAGUAACACCCCAUCAGNNCUUGACCCGUGAGCUCGAGAAGAAGUUCUCUGACCGCCACGUCCUCAUCGUCGCUUCCCGCCGCAUCUUGCCCCGCCCCAAGCGCAGCAACCGCUCGCGCACCAGCCAGACCCAGAAGCGCCCUCGUUCGCGCACUCUGACUGCUGUCCACGACGCCAUCCUUGCCGACCUCGUCUACCCCGUCGAGAUUGUUGGCAAGCGCAUGNNCCGCACCAAGGAGGACGGCACCAAGGUCCUCAAGAUCGUUCUUGACGAGAAGGAGCGUGGUGGUGUUGACUACCGCCUCGACACCUACUCCGAGGUCUACAAGAGACUGACCGGCAAGGGUGUCAACUUCGAGUUCCCCGUCGCUGCCGCCGAGUACUAA
Molecule: messenger RNA, 669 nt
Organism: Aureobasidium vineae
Lineage: Eukaryota; Fungi; Ascomycota; Dothideomycetes; Dothideales; Saccotheciaceae
Source: the annotation of a GenBank genome assembly